CUCCACCAGUACUGGAAUCAUAAUGAAUGCAUCCAACGAUUCACCACCGGAGGCCGACAUGGACGCCUGUUUCUCCGACCAGCGGCAACAUGACCAACCAAACUUACCCUUGCUACUCCGACCAUCCUACUCCAGAUCAAAAUCUUCACUCCUUGACGAGCUCCGCACCUUCCGGGUAAGCCUCAAAUGGUGCGCACUGGACCACUCCUCCUGUAUUGGUAAAUUCAUCUCAUAUUUCAUGUUCGUCUUCUUCACCAUUGUAGUUCCCAUCACAAGCUCCCUCUCCGUUAAACUCUCCCCCUCUUUCUCUUCCUUCAACCUCCUCGUUCAAUUCCCGGAAUCGGGCUUAGCUCUGUUAGGAUUCUUCACACUCUGCCGCUUCUUCAGAAAAUACGAGUUGAGGCAACUCCUGUUUCUCGACGGAUUACAGGACGAUUCCACUUUUGUCUGCCGCGGGUACACCCUAGAACUCGAUAAGGUCUUCCGUUACCUGACAUUCAUACUUCUCCCAUCAUUUUUAGUUGAGCUUGCUCACAAGAUAAUCUUUUUCUCCUCCGUGAAAAUAAGAUUGCCUUAUAUCAACCCCAGCGUGCCCCUGAAUGCAAUCAUGUUCUUUUUGGUACUAGGAUCAUGGGUUUACAGAACAUGGGUGUUUCUCUUAGUGUGCAUACUGUUCCGAUUGACAUGUGAGCUGCAGAUUCUGAGGUUCCAGGGACUGCAUAAGAUGUUCGAAGGAUGUGGGUCUGAUGCAGGGGAGAUAUUUCAGGAGCAUAAGAGGAUCAGGAAGCAGUUGUCCAUUACAAGUCAUAGGUACCGGUUCUUUAUCAUUGCAUCUAUGGUGGUGAUUACAGUGAGUCAAUUUGCGGCAUUGUUGCUCGUUCUGGCUUCAAAAUCGAAGAAGAGUUUCUUGAAUUCGGGUGACCUGGUGGUGUGUUCAGCGGUGGAAGUCAGCGGAUUCUUCCUCUGCUUGCUGGGUGCUGCGAGAAUCACACACAGAGCUCAAGGGAUGGCCGCCGUGGCAAGCAGAUGGCACAUGAGCGUCACAGCUGCAGGAACAAGGCAGGAGAAAGUUCGUCACCGGGAUGCCGCUGAUGAUGCCAACAUGCUGUCAUCUUAUAAAGGCGACAACAGCGACUCAGAUUUAUCGGAUAUAUUCAUCACAAUUGCCUCAUCACAAGAUCCAUCCUACUUCCAAACUAGACAUGCUUUAGUGUCAUAUUUGCAACACAACAGCGGGGGAAUCACACUUUUUGGAUUUGCUCUCGAUCGAGGACUGCUUCACACACUCUUUGCAUUUGAGUUCUCAUUAAUGAUGUGGGUUGUAAGUAAGGUGGUGGUUUUGUCUUAAUUAGCCCAUAUCCCUAUUCCCUCAAUAUAUAACACCAAUUUUUUUGGUGUUAGCACAAGUACCCUCAUCAAUUUGAAGUUGCUACUUAUCUGCAGACUAAAAAAAAAAAAAGGAAAUUGCUAUUUAGAUGUGUAAUAACAGAUUUAUGUUGCUCCUAAUGGAACUACAUAGUAAUUUUCAUGAUUGAAGCGUGAUGUAAUUUAUCAAUGAAUCAAUUAUCAUAAUCUUAGUGUAUCUUGAAUGCAAAUUAUACUUCUUGAUCAAUGUUUUACUUCAUUUUCUUUUCUUUGCUUGUAUAUAUCAAAAUAGAUCAUACAAUAAAAAGAUAGUCUUCGU
Molecule: messenger RNA, 1684 nt
Organism: Rubroshorea leprosula
Lineage: Eukaryota; Viridiplantae; Streptophyta; Magnoliopsida; Malvales; Dipterocarpaceae
Source: the annotation of a GenBank genome assembly